Messenger RNA from Callorhinus ursinus (northern fur seal), 1965 nucleotides. NCBI's taxonomy places the organism in Eukaryota, Metazoa, Chordata, Mammalia, Carnivora, Otariidae. The record is from RefSeq and is a predicted model, not a curated record.
GAGCCAACCACACAGGGACUCCAAGAAGCCUUAAUAAAAGGCAAAGUGCAUCUUCGCUGGACGGUGUUGGAAACGAGGAGAAACCAACAGAGAAGAACACCAAAGGGCAACCACAAGGGUUUCUGCUUUUUGGAACACUCAACCCAGGCCUCCAGCCCAGCCCCGCCGCGAGCCGGGUGAGCGGCCGCUACCUCCUCUGCGUCUGCAGGACCCGAUCCUCCAUGAACUUGCCAAAACCCAAGCGCCUCCGCCGCGCACCGCAGCGCAGCCUCCGGCGCUCCGACGGGGAAGACGGUGAGAUCGACAUCCUGGGAGAGGAGGAAGAUGAAGACGAGGAGGGAGAGGAAGACGAAGAGGCGGCGGAGAGCCAGCGGUUCCUAGCGCAGCUGCGGCCGCCGGGGACGCCGGAGGCGCGGCGGGGCGCGGGCGCGCUUCCCCGAGAGCCCCCCGAAGGCGGCGGCGCCCCGAGCGACUCCUCCAAGUUUGGCACCGAGUUCAGGGCAUUGAGCGGCCCUGCGGCGGCCUCUGGGGACGGCCCGCAGCCGGCGAAGCCCCCCUACUCGUACAUAGCGCUCAUCACCAUGGCCAUCCUGCAGAGCCCGCACAAGCGUCUCACGCUCAGCGGCAUCUGCGCCUUCAUCAGCGGCCGCUUCCCCUACUACCGCCGCAAGUUCCCCGCCUGGCAGAACAGCAUCCGCCACAACCUCUCGCUCAACGACUGCUUCGUCAAGAUCCCCCGCGAGCCGGGCCGCCCGGGCAAGGGCAACUACUGGAGCCUGGACCCCGCCUCCCAGGACAUGUUUGACAACGGCAGCUUCCUCCGGCGCAGGAAGCGCUUCAAGCGCCACCACCCGCCGCCGGGAGUCCACCUGCACCACCCCCUGCCCCUGCCCGCCGCGCCCGCCGCCCUGCACGGCCCCUGCCCGGGCCUGCUGCUCGGGCCCCCAGCCCCGCCGCCGCCAGUCCCAGGGGCCUACCCCGCCGCCGCCGGCAGCCGCCAGUGCGUGCUGCUGCACCCUCACCCGCUUCGCUACCUGCUGCUGUCGGCCCCGGCCUGCGCCGAGACGCCCAGGAAAGCGCUGGGCGCCGACCUGGCCGCCACCGGCGCGUUCUCGGCGUGCAGCCCUCUCUGCGCUCCCAGCCUUGGGAGGAGGGCAAGGGGCCGGCGGCGCCGCCGCGAGACCGAUGCACCCCCUUCAGCAUCGAGAGUAUCAUGCGAGGGGUCCGGGGAGGGGGCACCAGGGCCAGGCAGGGUCUGCCCCCGACCCCGUGGGGCUAUUGCCACCUGCUGCAGCGCCCGGCGGGCCUGCGGGACCGUUUCAGAGCAGCCCCAGCAGCAGGGCUGUACCAGCGGCGGCGCUCCAAGCGAGGGCGCUCUGCUGGGCCAACACCUGUCCGCCCCCGCGGCGCUGCUGGGGUGUCAGCCUGGAGCAGAAGGCUCCGGGCUGACCACGGUGGCCAGCCUUUCCGGCAGAGAGGGUGCCUUGCCAGCCUUUUGAGGAGCAUCCACACCCUGUCCGGGCGCUGACUCCGCGGGGCGCAACUGCAGCCAAGGUGUAGUGCAGAGCAAUGAGGGGUCCCGCUCUCCUCGCCUUCUGCCUUCACGCACAACACCCUACACGGCAGGGACAACGCGGGUGCAUCUGAAUCCCUCAUCGGAACAACCACUAACUGAACCACAGUUCGGGUUACUGCAAAAUAUUUACAAAGCUCAAGUUGGAUACUGUCAGACAACCGGGACAUAAACAUCGGACGGCGGCAAUUCUUGUCCUUUUUCUUUUUCCAGCCUCCGGUUGUGGCUUCCAGGGCUUUUCCGGUUACACAUUUCCAGAGGAAGUAGGAGCGCAAGCAGGAUAUUUUGUUCUGGUUAAAAAGAAAGAAAGAAAAAGAAAAUACACAAUGUCCAAUGCAGACUUGUUUCCCCUUGUUUACUCCCUAGGAAUUGUAAAUAUUAGUCCCAAGUCA